AUGUCUGAAGUGCAGAGCGUGCUCUCCAGUGUGUGGACAGCCAUAAUGAGGUCUGUUCUUAUAUUUGGGACUAUCUACCUGUUCUUCUCCUUCAACACGCUGUACGCCAUACAGGUGCUGGAAAGAGUGUCCAUCCCGACGCUCGUGGUUUUUGUGGUUUUCCAAGUGCUUAUUCUCCUGGUGGGCUUCUCCUUCCUGAGAAUGUCAAUAUCCAGAAACUGCACGACUUUGGAGCUGUUUCCAGAAGCCGCAGAGAAAGACUCGGACUCUGACGACAGCAGCCUCUGCAUAAACCCCUUCGAGAAAGAGAGCCUGUUCGCGUACAAGCACGAAAUGAGCAUCUGUGUUAUAUGCAACACGGCGCAGCCCAUGCGAAGCUACCACUGCACCAAGUGCAGCAGGUGUCUGCUUCUUAUGUACAGGCACCUUACGUGGUGCGACCUGUGCAUAGGGUUCACCAACUACAAGUUCUACAUUGUGUUUCUUUUCUACUCGGCGCUUCUGAGCAUAAUAUCGCUGGGAUGCUUUGUGGACACUUUAAUAUGGAACGACACCAGAAUAUACACAAUCAUGCCUGUCAUCCUCGCCGUGUGCAUACAAUCUGUGUGGCUUGCGAUGAUACUCUACUACCUGGUGGAGGGCGUGUACUCCAUAUGCAUAAACCAGACGCCGCAGGAGAGGCUGCAUCCUGUUGAGAACACAAACAUAUCGUACAACAUGGGAUACUACCAGAACUGGAAGAGCAUAAUGGGCGAGUCCUGGUACAUGUGGUUUACGCCCAGCUGGACCACGCAGGGGGAUGGCCUGAAGUUCCAGCACACGCGAAAGAUCGAGCCCGAGGUGUACGAGAACCCAAUCACGACUCCUUUAUAG
Molecule: messenger RNA, 873 nt
Organism: Nematocida major
Lineage: Eukaryota; Fungi; Microsporidia
Product: palmitoyltransferase ZDHHC2/15/20
Exons: 1
Coding region: 1-873 (290 amino acids)
Biological process (GO): protein targeting to membrane; peptidyl-L-cysteine S-palmitoylation
Cellular component (GO): Golgi apparatus; endoplasmic reticulum
Molecular function (GO): protein-cysteine S-palmitoyltransferase activity
Source: RefSeq, a predicted model, not a curated record